Knipowitschia caucasica is the source of this 1785-nucleotide messenger RNA. Lineage: Eukaryota; Metazoa; Chordata; Actinopteri; Gobiiformes; Gobiidae. The record is from the annotation of a GenBank genome assembly.
AUGUUUCAGAUCACACAUUACAAACAGUAUCCUCCAGAUGUCAGCAAAAUCUACUCCUACUUUGAGUGUCGGCGGAAGAAGGGCUCCCAGUUCAAUGAAGUAGUCUUUUUUGGUCUGCAGUAUUUGCUGAAGAAAUACCUAACAGGCCGAGUCGUGACAGAAGAGAAAAUCCAGGAAGCUAAGAUCUUUUACCAGAUGCACUUUAAGCAGAAUGUCUUCGAUGAGGAUGGAUGGAGAAAGAUCCUUGAGAAACAUGAUGGACGUUUACCAAUCCGUAUAAAAGCAGUGCCUGAAGGACGGAUCAUCCCCAGAGGCAAUGUGCUGUUCACGGUGGAAAACACAGACCCCAGCUUCUUCUGGCUCACCAACUAUAUCGAGACUAUGUUAGUCCAGAUGUGGUAUCCCAUCACUGUUGCCACCGUUUCUAGAGAGUUCAAGAAGAUCCUGGCCAAGCAUCUCCGAGCCACAUCUGGGAGUGUGGAAGGCCUGAACCAGAAGCUCCAUGACUUUGGCUACAGGGGGGUCUCUUCACAGGAGUCUGCGGCUCUAGGGGGCGCUGCUCACCUGGUGAACUUCUGCAGCACAGACACAGUGGCUGGACUGUUGAUGGCACAGCGCUACUAUUCCUGUCCCAUGGCUGGAUUCUCCAACCCAGCAGCAGAGCACAGUACCAUCAUAUCCUGGGGCAGGAGUCGAGAGAAGGAUGCCUUUGAGCAGGUCCUGGAUCAGUUCAGCUCAGGACCUGUGUCCGUGGUGAGCGACAGCUACGACAUCUUCAACGCCUGUAAACACAUCUGGGGAGACGAGCUGAAGGAGCGGGUCAUGGAGCGCAGCCAGGACUCAUGUCUGGUCAUCCGGCCAGACUCCGGAGACCCCGCUGAGACACUUAUUGAGGUCAUCAAGAUACUGGAGGAUUGUUUUGGUUGCUCUAAGAACUCUAUGGGAUACAAAGUUCUACCAUCUUACCUGCGCAUCAUCCAAGGAGAUGGUAUAGACCUCAGCUCUGUUAAUGAGAUUCUCCAGAAGUUGAGUGAAGAAGGCUGGAGCGCUGAAAACGUUCUCUUCGGAUGUGGAAGUGCUCUGCUCCAGAAGCUGAACAGAGACACGCUGAGCUGUGCCUUUAAGUGCAGCUACGUGGAGACCAACGGCAAAGGCAUGGACGUAUACAAGCAGCCGGUGACCGAUCCUUCUAAAGAGUCGAAGCGGGGCCGGCUUUCUCUGAGAAGAAAUUCUGGUGGUUUAAUUGAGACUGUGGAGAGCGGUGCCGGGAAACCAGAGGAGGUUUGUCUCACAUAUGUCAUCAUCAAUCAAAAACCUGUAGUGUGGCUGGCUCUGCCCGCUAUCGCCGUCAUCGGAGACCAAAGCUCGGGGAAGAGCUCGGUGCUGGAGGCGCUCUCUGGAGUCGCGCUGCCCAGAGGAAACGGAAUCGUGACGAGAUGUCCUUUAGAGCUUAAGAUGAAGAGAACGAAAGCAGGUCAGAAAUGGAGCGGGAAAAUUAAAUACAGGGACUACAGUGAAGAUCUGGGGAAACCUGCAGAAGUGGACGAGAAAAUUAGAAAAGCUCAGGAGGUGUUGGCGGGUAAGGGCUGCGGAAUCAGCCACGAACUGAUUAGUUUGGCGAUAGCCUCCCCUGAUAUUCCAGACCUGACACUGAUCGACCUGCCUGGAAUCGCCCGAGUGGCUGUCAAAGGCCAACCUGAAAAUAUUGGAGAACAGAUCAAAACAUUAAUACGGACGUUUAUCGCAAAACAAGAGACGAUCAAUCUGGUGGGUGGUUCCUUGUAA